Messenger RNA from Babesia microti strain RI, 636 nucleotides. RefSeq lists its product as hypothetical. The record is from RefSeq and is a predicted model, not a curated record. The transcript has 2 exons. NCBI's taxonomy places the organism in Eukaryota, Apicomplexa, Aconoidasida, Piroplasmida, Babesiidae. Bases 1 to 636 code for a protein of 211 amino acids.
AUGUAUGCAUAUAACAACUUGUUAUUGGCAGUUACAUAUCUAGCAUUAAUAUCUUGUGUAAAUGGUGCCUAUGAACGUUCUUUUAGGGGCCGAUGGAAGGUGGCACAGAGUAUAAAUCAGCGCAAAGUUGAUCAGAUAUUAUCGCAAUACACAUUAGAUCCGACACAUAUUGAUGAAUUUAAGCAGAAACUUUUUUCUAAUUUUAUGAGUUUUCAAUUUGGCAAUUAUAAUGAAGUUCUUAAGACCGAUUUGACAGGUUUAUUAGAGCAUAAGGGCGGAGUUUGGGAAUAUUCGCCUUCAUGGAUGUCCUACAUCAAAAAUGAUACCAAUAAACCCAUCGGUAUAUUAAAAUUCGAGAAUUACUACAAGACUGUGCAUAACGGUAAAUUCUUGCAUUUUGCAAUAUAUUACCAGAUAGACAUAUACAAGGGCAAAUAUAAUUUUGGCGGUGGAAGUGCCGUACCUAGCAGGCUUGGAGGCCAAGUCUGGUUGUCUAUGCAUCCAAUUUGGCCUACUAUGCAGUUUAGGAUCGGAACUUUUACACUGGAACCAGAUGUGGGCAGGUUGCUAUAUGAUCAAGCAACAGGACCCCUAUCUGAACAUUUAAAGCGGAGGCACAGGUCGAAGGAAAUAUAG